GCAGUUGCCGUGUCGAGUCAUCGCUGUUGUGCAGCUCAGAACCCAACGAGACUCCAACCCGGAGCCUUAAAACCUAAAACUCAACAAGCCUCUCCGGGGAUUUUACUCACUUAACAUGGCACUCAAUGGACAAGUUGUGGAUACAUCCUUAAAAUAGUGUGAACAUUUUGACUGACACCAGACGGAGAGAAAGCACCAGACCCGCCGCGACAUUAGCGGGCGAACUUGGGUUCUCAGCCCGGUGGGAGGUGUCUGUCUGGGGGUUUGCUGCUGCCUGCGCGUCCCGCUAAUCGCGCCGCUUCUCGGAGCUCUUUUUUUUUCUCAUCUGUCGACAAGGACAUUCGAAGUGAUGGCGAAGCCGCGUUGUUGUCGGCUUUGUACCCGUCCGUCUCUCUGGGGUUUUCGUCAGGCGUCUAUGGGUUUAAUGUGACGCACCGUCGUGACACGCCGUGUGCGCGGUUUUUGCAGCGGACCCCCCAGCAGGAGAAGGGGAAGGGAGACUCUCCAUCAAGUUUGUGGCUCGCAAAUCUCCCGCAAGAACAAAUGUAACAGCCGAAGCAGCAUCCAUCUUCUCCCUCCGCUGUGUUUACUUACCGCUGUUGCAGCCACGGACAACUUGGUCGUCCGAUUGAUCAAUGACAAGGAACACGUCGCAGCAGACGGACAACAAAGAACCAGAAAGUCACGUGAUGUUUAUUGUGACAAAGACAGAAUCGGACAAACGCUUGGCCAGGUUAGACCAGGCUGGGCCUUUCUAAUCAGCAACCACAUCCAGAAGCCUACCAAGGUCAAGUCCCCUGGACCUCAAAGUGGAUCUUGGAUUCCCAACAUUUUUGUCUCUUAUCAGGCUUCAGGAGGCCAUGAGAACAUAAUUGGCUUGUCCAUGUCGUGGUGGAUCCUCCCUGGAUGUUGGCAGCAGGAUGGAUUUGGGUGUUGAUCUCACUAGCGUCACCUCCUUGCAGUGCUUGCACCCCCCUUCCUUUGACUGCCUCUUGACUCCCCCCUCCCUGAUCUUCCUAGGAAAGCCCCCCAUCAUCUCCCGGGGCUUCCCUGAGCCCUCAAGAGGGACUUAGCAGAAGUGUAGCCUGUCUUGUUGAACCAGUUCAGAACACAGAAUGUUAUUUGGAGGAUGCUUUAUUUCUGUUCCUGCUUAGGUUGACUUUUUGAUUGGAGGUUGAAGAGCUGAAAGCAGAACAGAGUUCCUCCUCAGUGGUGUCCAACCGAAGGGGAAGAAUGUCAGAAAGCAAACGCGACAGCAAAGCGGUGACGUUCAUUGCCCCGGCCCCACCAUCGCCGUCGCUUCAGAACCCCCGCAAGAAUGUGAACGGCUCCGCCAGUUCGGACACGCAUGUGGUCGAGAAACUGGAGGGGCACCUGGAGGGCCACCCGGAAGUCCAACGGCGGCGGCGGCGGCACACGAUGGACCGAGACUCCAAGACAGCCGAGCAUCGCUUCUUCCGCCGGAGUGUGAUAUGCGACUCCAACGCCACCGCCUUGGACCUGCCCAGCAAGGGGGCUGUGAUCCUCAUGUCGCCGCUGGACUGCGGGGGGCCGUCAAACGUUUCAGCUCCUCAGCCCUCGAGGUCUGGACCCGCAGAGAGAGAUGCCCGGGUGGUGCUCCAGGAGCUGUCUAUAGAAAGCGCCAUCCCUCAGCCUGCUUCGGGGCUUGGCGGAGGAUCUGGAGAGGGGCCAAUCCAAAAUGCGGGCCAGGGCAACGCGGCAGAUGUAAGUCAUAAUAGUAACGCUGUUGUACAUCGUGCAGAACGGGUAAAAGAGCCCGGCUCGACAGCGUUGGAUGGCAACAACAAAACGGGAGACAAACAUGACGAGGCGGCGCGGGAGGUUGCAAAAGACGGAAAAUCGCCAGAGGGCAGCGCCGGCAGUCCGUCCGAGGAGAAGGAACGGGAAACAGAGCUGGCCAAGGCGCGCGCCGAGCAGCGGGAGGCCGAGAAGCGAGUGCAGGAGGAUAUCGAGGAGGCGGAGACAAAAGCGGUCGGGACGUCGCCGGACGGACGCUUCCUGAAGUUCGACAUCGAGAUCGGGAGAGGCUCCUUCAAGACGGUGUACAAGGGGCUCGAUACGGAGACUACGGUGGAAGUGGCGUGGUGCGAGCUGCAGGACCGGAAGCUGUCCAAGUCGGAGCGACAACGCUUCAAGGAGGAGGCCGGGAUGCUGAAGGGCCUCCAGCAUCCCAACAUCGUUCGCUUCUACGACUCGUGGGAGGGGCCGUGCAAGGGGAAAAAGUGCAUCGUGCUGGUUACCGAGCUCAUGACUUCGGGCACGCUCAAGACUUACCUAAAGCGUUUCAAGGUGAUGAAGAUCAAGGUGCUGCGUUCGUGGUGCCGGCAGAUCCUCAAGGGCCUGCACUUCCUGCACACCAGAGCUCCGCCCAUCAUUCACCGCGACCUCAAGUGCGACAACAUCUUCAUCACCGGGCCCACCGGCUCGGUCAAGAUCGGCGACCUGGGCUUAGCCACGCUGAAAAGGGCCUCGUUCGCCAAAAGCGUCAUAGGUACUCCCGAGUUUAUGGCGCCGGAGAUGUACGAGGAGAAGUACGAUGAAUCCGUCGACGUCUACGCUUUUGGGAUGUGCAUGCUGGAGAUGGCCACCUCCGAGUACCCCUAUUCGGAAUGCCAGAAUGCCGCCCAGAUCUACAGACGAGUUACCAGCGGAGUGAAGCCUGGCAGUUUUGAUAAGGUGGCCAUUCCCGAAGUGAAGGAAAUCAUCGAGGGUUGCAUCAGAACAAACAAAGAUGAGAGAUAUGCUAUCAAGAUCCUGUUGAACCACGCGUUCUUCCAAGAGGACACGGGGGUCAGGGUUGAGCUGGCAGAGGAGGAUGACGGUGUAAUGAUCGCCAUCAAACUGUGGCUUCGGAUAGAAGACGUCAAGAAGCUCAAAGGAAAAUACAAAGACAACGAAGCCAUCGAGUUCUCGUUUGACCUCAACAAGGAUGUUCCCGAAGACGUGGCCCAGGAAAUGGUUGAGUCUGGCUAUGUGGCCGAGGGCGACCACAAGACCAUGGCCAAAGCCAUCAAGGACCGCGUGUCACUGAUCCGCAGGAAGCGAGAGCAGAGGCAGCUCGUGCGAGAAGAACAGGCCAAGCGGAAACUUGAGGCGGAGCAACAGCAAGAGGCACUGAAAGCAUCGCAUACGCAGGCGGAGCUUGAGGAGACAGAGGCGGAGCAAGCGCACCCUUAUCAGCAGCCGGGCAUCUCGCAUACAAACGAAGGUGGCGCCGACAGCGGUCAGGGUUCUUCGCUUUUCUCCAGCGACUGCCCCCAACUGGGUCAGCUGACCAUGUCCUAUAGCUGCCCGCCAGCCAGCCAGCCUCAGUCCCAGAGUCAAUACCCCUCCGCGCCCGGCGGUGGCGCCAACACGCAGCAGCAGCAGCACCCGGCCUACGCCCAGCCGCCGCAGCCAGUGCCGGCGUCCCGCCGCCGUCGAAGCCGUAGCAUGUCCGUUUGCGUCCCCCCCUCUUCGUACUCCCUCACCCCCACACCUCUGGUGGCGCGCCCCAAGCGGCCCUCCACACCUCCUCCGGCGCUGUCGUCCUCGCUCGCCGCCGCCUCCCCUCGCUCGGCCGAGAGGGACACGUUCGCCGGGCGCCUCUCCAAGGCCCUGGAGACGGUGCUUCCUCUUCACUCCGCCCCCUCACUGCCCAGGGCAAGGCAACGACGGGCCAGCCUGCCUGCCCUCUUCUCCAGCCCUCAGCAUUCAAUGGCGCACCCCUACAGUGGAGGAGCGAGCGCAGGAGGAGGAGGAACAGGGGGGAGCGCCACUCUCCCAACACUGUCAGACCCCCCGACUAUUUUCUUCUCUUCCAUCCCCGAGCGCCCCAUUUCCUUCUCGCCUCCUCCCACUGGCCCCCCCAAGGCCUAUAACACGCAGCGGCGCAAGAGCACCUCUAUACUUGAGGCUCACACCCGCCACUUUCAACCGGCGUACCCCCGAUACGGGAGCAGCCUGCACCCCUUCGCCGGCGUGGAGGGCGUGGACACGCCCUCUUUCUUCAUGCACAAUCCCGGAUUCGCCACGGCCGCUCAGAGACUCGGAGUCGGGGAGCAUCCGCAUCCGGCGGGACAGUCAGAGCCGGCGUUCUACGGCUACAAGGACAUGAGGGCGGAACAGGAGGAAGUGGUGAGGAGACUGAGUUUAAACCAAGCGGCCUUACUGGACCAUUACGAAGCCAUGGCGUACGGCGGCUACCCGAUGACCGCGCACCAGCUCGGGCUUUUGAAUUUCCAUCAGCAGAGGCGCGGAUACGAGUCGGGUCCUCAGGCGGGCUUCUUUCACUCUCACAUCAUGCAAAGACUGAACGCGCACAGUCCCAUCCCCCCGCCGGUACCUUCCAUGAGUCAAGCCGCCGGCUGCCCUCUUUCUUGUCCAUCCUCCGACGCGCAGCACCACGCGUCACCUUCCACUUACGCGAUGUCAACGCCGCCGGUCAUGGCCGAUGCGCCGCCGCCGCCGUCGCCGGGGAGUGUCUUCGACUAUCAUUUAGCCGCCGCCGCCGCCGCCGCCGCCAGUGACCCGAGCCUCCUGGCCUCCAGACUCUACCGAGCCCGGAGGAGCUCCAUGGAUCUCCCGCUGGAGGAAAACACCCCAACGGGGUCGAGCGGCUCGGGCUCGUACCUUCGACUCCAGCCGGUCACGGAGGAGAUGUGUUCAUACGUUAGUCCUGAGCUGCCUUUACCACCGGGAAGUCUCCUCCUCCAUCACGCAGGCUUUAGCGCGAAAGACCGAAGCCCGGAACCCUCCAGCGACUCUCUCCCAUCCUCCGAUGCCGGAGAGUUCCAGUCGCCUCCUCCCUCAUCUCGCCAUUUCGACCCCUCGGCCGCUCGGUCCAUCCCGCAGUCGUCCUCGGCUGCCUUCUGCGAUUUGACCGAAAGCCAGGCGCAUCCGCCCUCCAUGCAGAGUUUUCUCCCGCCCAGCCCUGCCACUGAGCCAGGUGUAUCGGCGCCCCAACAGGAGUCACUCAUUCCGAGUGCGUGGGCCCGCCACGGAGGGGUGGUUCCCUCCCAGGCCGACAUGACGUACCAUGAGUCAUUGCUGGCCAUGCAGGCCAAUAACGCCGCACUGGUCUCAACGGCCCAGCCCGCCCCCGGUUCCCCACUGUUAGGCCCAGUGGCCCCACAACCGGCCCCUCAAGGGACCCCCCAGCAGGGGGGUGCAUCCAUCCAGUCGGUGGCGUCAUCAUCUCAGAGCCCCACCCACAUUUCCUCGCUGCAGGCCUCAACACAGCCCGGCCCGAGCGCCCCCACCUGUCCCGCAACCACGGCGAGCCGUGCUCCUUCUCCUUCGCCGUCCCCUCCCGUCACCGUGCCGACAGCGGCCGUGGCCUCCCCUCCCUGCCCUCUGCUGCUUCCUGUUCCCCCUCUCCCCGCGCACGUGUCCCCGCCGUUGGCCACCAUGGUGCCAAUCAUCAGUGUAGUCCCCGCCCCGCCCGAAACUGCUCCAGAAGCCCCUCCCCAGUCUGUGUCUCAACCAUCGGACCUGUCCCACUUCCAGCUACAGGCACCGCUAGUCCAAGCCUCCGUAGAAAGUGGCUACUCCGAGGCUUCGGGCCUCAGCGAUGGCAAUGAAGGAGGAGGGGGAGGCCGUCACGAGGGCCGCUCCGCCAAGCGGCACCAGAGACGUUCCGUGCGGAGUCGGUCGCGGCACGAGAAGUUCUCCAAAGCCAAACUCAACGUCCUCAAUAUAUCCAACCGCGGAGAUCGAGUCGCCGAGUGCCAGCUGGAGACUCACAACAGGAAGAUGGUCACCUUCAGGUUCGACCUGGAUGGAGACAACCCGGAGGAGAUAGCGCAGAUCAUGGUCCAGAGCGAGUUCAUCCUGGAGAGCGAGAGGGAUUCAUUCAUCGAGCAGGUCCGGGAGGUGAUCGAGAACGCCGACGAAAAAGGCCUGGAGAGGGACUCGAGCGGCCAGAUGACCGGUAACAUGACAGAGCAGAAUCUGACGAUAUCAGUCCCCAUGCCAGACACCGCCCCGAGCGCGACGGGACAAGUGGUCCAUUCAGCGGGCCGCAAAUUCAUAGUCAGCCCCGUUCCCGAGGACAGGCUCAAGGAACUGAGCUUUCCUGCCUCGCCCGUACCUUCCCCUGCAUCUUCUGUCGAAACCGUUCCGACUCAAGGUUUGGGGUUGUCAAAAUCGGCGGGAGCUGUCAGCUUACAGCUAGCCUUCUCGGAGCUGCGACAGAACAAAAACCAGUUGGAUCCGGGACCAAGCACCGCCCCAGCCUGCAUGCGCUCCACCCAUCCCCCGUCGUUCUCCGCCCCAUCACAAGCGUCCGCUCCUGUGGUCGAAACUUCAGCCGGCGGUGCCACUCCUUCCAGGUCAAACCAGGAUGCGUCCGAUGCGUCUCCCGCUUGUUCCGCCUCCGCUUCUUCCGCCGUGGUGAAUCACUCGCAGGCCCACGCGUCCAUUUCCACUUCCGUCCCGUCCGUCUUACCCCUCACCAGUGUCUCCAACGUCCUUCCGACGAUGGUCGCGUCGCCUCCCGCCUCCCUGGCGACCUCACCCUCCUCCACUCUCCCGGCCAGCGAAGCGCCACUCGACCAUUGCUCGCUCUCUCCCACGCCAUCGACUUCAUCCACCUCUUCCUCCGUCGUCCCCACAACCGCCGGCCCCGCUCCCCCAUCCUCGUCCUCCAAUGUUUCUUCAGUCCACCCCACCCUGGUACACUCACAGCCGCAGAUCGCCGCACUGCCCGGGCAGACACACGCUCACUGCGGGGAAUGUGACUCGAGGUGCGAUGCCUCCAUGGAGUGCCAAAGCAAGCCAGAUGACAUCCAAGCUCUGGAGAAGAAGCUGCGCUCGCUCUUCAUGGACCUCGGGGGAGGGGUGGUCUCCCCCCAGGGGGACCCGCUGCCGGCCGACGCUACCUCCGGAGCGUCAGCGGGGGGUACCUCCUCCCCGUUGGGCACCUCCACUGGCCAGACGGCCAGUCCUCCGCAGCCACCCACUACCCUGGCGCUGGGGUCACCCACCCCCGUGCAGGGCCCCAGCACACCGAACUCCACUCCUGCACCUGCUGUGAACUCUGUUACCACCUUUGGCCAGACCACUCCAUCCAAAACCCCUUUGUCCAGGGUACCGGCCAGUUCUCCUUCUUCAGAACUCCCGCCGUCCUUCCCUGGACCGUGUCUCACUCAGUCCCAGCAGCCUCUGGAGGACCUGGAUGCUCAGCUGAGACGGGCCCUUAGCCCCGAGAACGUCCCGGUUAGCACAUCCGCACAGGCUUCCCAGAGUGCCGUUCAUCCGGUGGGACAACCAACUUCCUUAUCCCCGAAGGAAGACACCCCCUCACCUGCCGCCGCUCCUCAAAGUGGAAUCAAACUCGGGAGAUUUCAGGUCUCGCUGGCCACCGAAGAGCCUCCAAAGCAGCGUCCGGCCUGCACGGAAUCCUCCUCCGCGACGACGACUUCGUCGUCCUCCAGCGCUUCCUCGUCGUCGUCCUCGUGCGGUCUCUCCAGCCCGGAGAACACGCUGCAUCAGGGCUCCUCGUUGCGAGUGGAAGGCGCACAGGCAGAUGUGGUGGAUGGACUGCCCGGGAAAAUGCUGAGUGGGUCCCGACGCCCUUCCCCUCCCGCAUCCCCGUGCCUCUCGCCCAAACCCACCACCACCAUCGGACGCUUCCAGGUCACCACGAAUGCUGAGGCCACAGUUGGCAGGUUCUCCGUCAGUCGGGCCCGAGAGCAGAGCGCCGAGCCCGGGCCGAGUCCGCCGCCCGCCGCCCGGGCGGCGAACGGACCCGCCGACCCCGGCCGUCUCCCGGGUCCAGACGCUGCCCGCAAAGUGACCCUGCCCAGUCUGAACAGCAGCAACUCCUUCAACAACUCCUACGUGAGCAGCGACAACGACUCGGAGUUCGAGGACGAGGACUUCAAGCGGGAAAUCAACCGCCUGCGUGAAAAACACUUGAGUGAGAUUCAGGCCCUCCACUCGCGCCAGAAGGAGGAAAUUGACGGUCUGUUCACCAGGCUGGGAAAGGUUCCUCCAGCCGCAGUCCUCCCACCCGUCGUCGCCUUGGCUGGCAGGCGGCGGCGACCCCCCAAGAGCAAAUCCACCAAAUCGUCCAGAACCAGCUCGUCACACGGUAGCAGGAGUCCACUUCAGCCAGGCAGCGCCCCGUCGGCCCAGAGCGUGCCGGCGCUGUGCACCGGCCAGCCGGCUCAGUUAGCGGCGGGAGGAUUAGCCGAUCCCGGCGGCGGCGAAUGCGGCAGUGAGCGUCCCCUCAAAGCGGCUCCCUCCGGCGACAUCCUGUGCUCGGCCUAUCCCAGCUCGGCGACGCUCUCGGCGCCCAGCUUGUGCGCUCCCACCCCAGGCUGCGUAAAGCUCACCUGGGGUUCCGAGCGUUUGGCCUUGAAGCCCGGCGGCAGGAGGACGCGCUUUCUGAGGAAGAUGGUGAAAAAAGUCUGCCCCUGCAACCAGCUUUGUAGGACCAACAGCACCAAUGCAGUGAGUGGCUCCGCCCCCCUGUCUCAGAGCCAGGGGGGCUCCCAGUGUCUCAGCGUAUCGGCCCCUCACCAGCGCAAAGGGACGUUCACCGAUGAUCUCCAUAAACUGGUGGACAACUGGGCCAGAGACCUCUCACAGGGUAAGAAGAGCACCAAACACCUGCAGCAGGCCCCAGCACAAGGACACAGCUAUGAGGUGACGCAGUCCGCCAACCUGGGCAGGAAGUUCUCCAUCAGCCCGGGGCCCCUGCACGCGUUCAUGCACAAGUCGGUCAGCAACCCGGGAGGACCCAACAUGAGGACCACGUAG
Messenger RNA from Hippocampus comes (tiger tail seahorse), 8766 nucleotides. Its product is annotated as serine/threonine-protein kinase WNK1-like. Gene Ontology annotation, biological process: protein phosphorylation. Gene Ontology annotation, molecular function: protein serine/threonine kinase activity; ATP binding. NCBI's taxonomy places the organism in Eukaryota, Metazoa, Chordata, Actinopteri, Syngnathiformes, Syngnathidae. The record is from RefSeq and is a predicted model, not a curated record.